Colletes gigas is the source of this 1850-nucleotide messenger RNA. Its product is annotated as nudC domain-containing protein 1. The transcript has 4 exons. Bases 70 to 1719 code for a protein of 549 amino acids. NCBI's taxonomy places the organism in Eukaryota, Metazoa, Arthropoda, Insecta, Hymenoptera, Colletidae. The record is from RefSeq and is a predicted model, not a curated record.
UAAUUUUUUUUUUACAUUUUUCUCCUUAUUUUUCGAUUUGAGUAGUGCGAAUAAAAGUAAGAAGAUAAAAUGAUAGAAAUUGUUGAAUUACGUCCUGAUCAAAAUUUAAUAAACUCGAAAUUUGAAAAAUAUCAAUUUUCCUCUGAUGAAAUUCCAAUAGCUUCUGAAAUAGAUUUGGAAGGAGACGUACUGAGAUUAGAAUUGACUGCAAAUCGAGAUUCUUUGUUGGAAACUCGAUUGUUUGCAUUUCAUAAUCAUUUAUUUAAAAAUCCAUACGACACAUCAUGUUGGUUUAUAGAUAACAAUUGGUUAAUUUGGCAAUUUAAAAUAGAUGGUACUUUGAAACGAAGGCACUCAAUACAUCAUUCCUGUGUGACUGUACAAAAUCAAUUAUACAAUGCAUCUAUUGGAUUUGGUAAUGAUAAUAUUGUUGCAAUCUCUGAUGGAGGAGAUUGUUUAAAAUUACUGGUAAUGGAUAAUGAAGAACAUAUUAAAAUGUUUACAUUAAGUGGUGCAGAGCCUGGAGUUAUAUUAGAUGUAAACUAUAUAAAUGACAAAUCAAUUGUUAUUAUUGCAAUGUGUAAUAUUAAAAGUACAGGUGAAAAAAAAUAUACAAAUCUUCUGUUAUUAGUAUAUGCUUGGAAAAAUGCAGGAGAUGCAAGCGAAUCAUUUGAGCUUAUACGGAAAAAAUCUUUAAAAACAAAAGGUGCCAUUGAAUAUGUACAUAUAGAAAAUAGUGGCAAAUAUUUACAUUCCAUUUGUCAAGAUUAUAUUACAUUUGAAUCACCAAAAGUACAAGAGUCUACCGAUAGUACGGAUUUACAAGCAUGUAAAGAAAAAAUUCCAAAAUAUUGCUGGUCCCAAGAUGAAGAUUCGUUAACAGUUUGGAUUAACGUCGAAAAAAACCAUCAAAACGUCAAAAUUGAUGUAACGCCGUUAAAACUGUCUGUAACAAUGAUGGAUAAUGUAUUGCUAGAAGGCCAAUUCCAACAUAGAUUAGAUGAAAAGUUAACAACAUGGAAAUAUGAACAAGAUAUAUGUAAACUAGAAUUGUUUAAACACGAAAGUGGAUUAAUGUGGAGCGAAUUAAUUAAAGGUGAUACAGAUGGAGAAUGUUUGCCUAAUGAAACAUUGGCCGCCGAAAUUCAUUCUAGGUUAGCUCAUUUGUGUACAGAUCAAGUAGACAAUAAACUGGAAAGUCAACCUUGUGUAGGGUUCAAUGCGGAACAGCUUGAAGAAUGUGACCUUGAAGGAAAAGAUAAUCUUUUGCAAAGAAUUAAUCUAGUCACUCAAGAAAAUACACAUUUGGCUAUGCUUGGAACAAGUAAUCAUGUGUUAUUUACGCACAAAACAAAAUCUGGUAAAGCGAUAUGUCUGAGACAUGACAACGAUGGUUGUUUAUGGAUUACCGGCCAAGGAAACGAUACUAAAUGGGAUAUACAACAUCAUUAUACUUUUCCUGGGUUUGGUUAUGUAGAAGCUAGCAAAAGUAAUAAAAAAUUCUGCGUUUCUCCGAUUAAUGGUUCGUAUGUAGCAAUACUGGAACACACAAGAUAUAUUUUUUUAUAUAGAAAACCUGAACUUAAUGUUCAAAUUGGAAAACAAUGGAUCGUAGAUUUAAGUACAGAAGCGUACCCAAUCAUGGGUGCCGCCGCUACAAAUGAAUAUUUAAUUGUACUUACUAAGAAUAAAUUAUAUCGUUUACAUAUUUGUUUAUAAAAUUACUUGUAUUCAUUUAUCAUGAUAGUUGUCUAUGCCUUUAUUAGAAUUAUAUAAUUCGUUUACAUACAGUACCAUAUGUAUUUACAAAUAUAUACAUUUACCUGUCUUAUUGUGUAUUGCAUUUUAAU